Xylaria bambusicola is the source of this 4254-nucleotide messenger RNA. RefSeq lists its product as uncharacterized. Lineage: Eukaryota; Fungi; Ascomycota; Sordariomycetes; Xylariales; Xylariaceae. Gene Ontology annotation, molecular function: nucleotidyltransferase activity. Gene Ontology annotation, biological process: RNA 3'-end processing. The record is from RefSeq and is a predicted model, not a curated record. The transcript is spliced from 4 exons. The coding region runs from base 345 to 4139 and encodes 1264 amino acids.
UGGAACCAAUACCUCGCCCUUCCCGACUGUUGCUCUACCGUGUUCUCAGCUUCCAAUUGUUCCAGAUUCCAUCAGUUGUCCGCUCGUCCAACCCCGUCCAACCCCGUCCGUCACAACUGUUAGGUCCGGCUGGUCGGCUGAAAGAGCUUCCGUCCAAACAUACAGAGAUAGGCUGUGCCACUCCCUGCACCGACUCGCCUAGCGACAGACACUCUCCUGUCCUAUCCGCAACGACCCUCGACCAGCCCUUUAGUUUUCUAGCGGUUACGUCACGAGACACACGUUGUUGCACCCACAAAAUUAACGACCAUCGCCCGGUUGUUCGUGUGGGGCCCGAUCUUUUAAUGGACGGCCAGCCUGUAGCGGCAGACUCUAAACAUCUUUACCCAACGCAUAUCUGGACCCGAUCUAUAUCUAGUCCAAGUGUUCCCCGACUCAGUACGUUAUCGGUAGCCAAUCCCCCCGAGCUCGCCGCUGCCCAGUGCGCUGCCACGCACCUAGAUCUGGUUCCGAUCUUAUUCCCGCAGCAAUCUUCUCUCUACCAAGCCAAACUCCUACAGUACAACAAGCUUAUUGCGCCGGGUCGAGGGGGUGGUCUUCAGACGCCUCCCUUACCUCCCAUCCUCUCCUCGCAACCUGUUCACGCCGGUGCCAGGUCUCGAUCGUUGUCCAAAGUGUCGAAUAAGGAGUCUCGCGCCAGGCAGAGCUCCCAGAAUUGCCAUGGGAAUAGGAGCACCCAGAACACCCCCAAGCCCGACCGCGUGCUUAUGACAGGCAAGGUCACUCAUUCCAAGAUGCACAACAAGAAACCUGACAUAGUCCAUGGUCUCCCUCCAAAGCCAAAAACGUCGGUAUCUUCUGCACACUUGCCUCACUCAAACUCGGUUCCAUCUACCCCCCAACAACACGCCCGAAAAUUCUCUUUCGAAUCACGAGAACAGUCGCCCAAUGCGGCCCAGAGCCAUUCACCUCGCUCUGCUUAUUCAGAGACGAAUAGCGUACUCCCAUCACUGCGUCCCUUGCCACCACGGGGUGGUGGCUGUAAAUAUGAAACUGGACUCAAGUUUUCGAGGCGGAGAAUACCAUACAACAUUGGUACUGACCCAUUAGAUAAGCUGGACUUGAAUAGCGUGCAGAGCAAAUUGUCUGAAGAUGACGAACGCAAACUCACCACAGAUAUGCGCGAAUUAUAUGAUCGGUUACAGCCGACGGCGGCCGUGGAAACGAAGAGGCAGAAACUCGUUCAGAAGUUGGAGAAACUUCUGAACGAUACAUGGCCUGGGCAUGAUAUUCGCGUACAUCUCUUCGGCUCAUCGGGAAACCUGUUGUGCUCAGAUGAUUCGGACGUGGAUAUAUGCAUUGUAACCCCUUGGAAAGAGCUUGAGGGUAUCUGCAUGCUUGCAGACUUACUGGCAAAGCAUGGAAUGGAAAAAGUUGUGUGUGUUGCGUCAGCUAAAGUUCCUAUCGUCAAAAUAUGGGAUCCGGAGUUGGAGCUCAGCUGCGACAUGAAUGUCAACAACACCUUGGCACUAGAGAAUACCCGCAUGAUCAAGACCUAUGUCCAUAUUGACGAGCGAGUACGGCCUCUUGCGAUGAUCAUAAAGUAUUGGACAAGGCGAAGGAUACUCAAUGAUGCCGCCUUUGGUGGGACUCUCAGUUCAUACACUUGGAUAUGUAUGAUUAUUGCAUUCUUGCAACUCCGACAGCCGCCUGUGCUCCCUGCUCUGCACCAACGGCCUCAUCAGAAGUUACCUCGGCAAGAUGGCGAGAUCGCAGCAUUUGCUGACGACGUAGAUAAACUACGAGGAUUUGGUGAAAAGAACGAGUCUACAUUAGGCGAAUUGUUGUUCGAGUUUUUUCGAUUCUUCGCCCACGAGUUUGACUACUCGACCAGCGCUCUCUCGGUGAGGUUAGGGAAAUUGGUCACAAAGACUGAAAAGAAAUGGCAUUUUGCUUUGAAUAACCAAUUAUGCGUUGAAGAGCCUUUCAACACGAACCGCAACCUGGGUAACACUGCUGAUGAUACCGCUUUUCGUGGUAUACAUCUUGAAUUACGUCGUGCUUUCGAUCUCAUUGCACAGGGGAACUUGGAAGAAUGCUGCGAGCAAUAUGUAUACCCCAAAGAAGAGGAAAAGAUAUUUCAGAAACCACCUCCAGUCUCGCGACCAGUGCUCCUGAGAAGUGCAUCUCAACAGCAAUCAUCCCGUCUUGGCCGUGGGGGCUAUCGAAAUGGAUCUCGGCAUCAAACUCGAAAUAAUGGGAACCAUAACAAUACGAACAAUAGUCGGCGAGCAUCAUCUGGCUUGAACUACGAGAACAAUGCGAAUCCGAUGUAUGUUCCAGCGGCAUACGCUAUGGCCCUUGGUACCCAAGAUGCCAGUUCUUUAUACAUGCAGUCGCCGGAGCUUGUUGCGCAAAUCUCAGCAUUACAGCUCCAGGAAAAUAAUUUGAGAUUCCUACAGUAUACGCAAUCCCAAGCCUUUGCCCAGCAGCAAGCCUUACAACAUGCCCAGAGGAUGCAGGGGGCCACGCCACAAGCGCAAUCUUCCACCGAGCGGUCCAGGACGAAUUCCUUUGAUACUCCACCACUAAGCGCCCCCAUCCGACCCGAGAUGCGCCCAGAAUUGUACUACUAUCAAAUGCCUAUACAACAAGCACAAGCAUUUUACAGUUAUGCACCCUACCCUUCUACACCUUCGAACAUUACUAGUGCAGAUUAUAGACGAUCUUCUCAUCGAUCUACAGCUGCAAAUGAGGCUGGACAUGGGUCAUCAGGCAGUACGAUAAGGUCUCACUCCCAGCCAGCGUCAAGACCCAUAGCAGUCGUACCACCGGGGCAAAAUUUCACACUUGCCGCUCAAAUGUCGAACGGAUUCGCUAGUGUUCCAGCACGGCAUAUCAAUGGCAUUCCCAUUCCUAGCUUCAUUCCUGAUGAAGGCAACGACAACGAGCUGGACAGCUCAACUGUUGAUUCUCCUGACGACGGCAAAAGUAGUAGUUAUUACACGAAUCCUUCUAGCCCACGAAGAGCAAGCGGUACAGCUAACGGAAUGCCCGCUUUUGGAGAUAUAGGGACUCAGUCGAGUAGCCCAGGUCACUCGGCUGAAGAGUUUGCACAGCCUGUACCCGAUAGCACAUCUGCGACGUCGCGAUCACCAUCGCCCCUUAGCAAAGAAAUAGCUUAUCCGGAAGGUAGUAGUUCGGCAUCCUUAACUGCAACUACUUCGCCGAAACAAUUGCACCGCGAAACCGCACAAACUGCACCUCUAGUUGUUAAUGGAUCUCAGUCGAGGCAUCUAACUAACAAUUCACCGAAGCAAGCCUGGCACGGCGAAUCCAAUGUUACACCUGAUUUGGGUGGAUAUGAAAAUCCGCUGCACAUUCACAAUGAUCCUACUGUCAUCUCUUCACAGCCCGUUCCUGGUUCGGACGCAAUUACCACGUCUCGGCAGGUUGCUUCACCAGUAUCUGAUCGACCGGUUGUUGUCAACGGGUCCAGGCCACCGUCCGGUAUGGCAACUCCGCCCAUUUCUGGCCCUUACUUCACAAAUGAGGCGGUGACUCUAAGUCCAGAGGGUGCUCUUCAAGUUACCACUUGGCAAGCGGGAACGCUCCCCCCCGGCCAUGCGGCUCCACCAGGAAGCUUACCGCCCAAUCUACAACGGUUUCCACGGCCAGUGCCCAGUCCCCUUAUUGCUCAGCUAGAUUUAGCCACGGAGACUAGCAUACAUGCAAACGAUUUGCAUCACUUAUCGCCAGUCUAUGAGACAAAGAGUCCUUCACCUAGCUUUACUCGAAAGCUAGAGCUACCUUUAGGGGAGAAUUCUAGCCGCACGGUGCUUCCAAAUCAUAGACAAGAAGCUAUGUCCGAAACCCCUAAAAUCCAAUCCAAACCUUUCGCUGAGGGUCCAACGCCGGAGACUGACGGGUUUCUGCAUUCGAACCCUAGAAUCAAUGGUUUGGUAAGAGAGAAUGGGCUUGUACGAGGCAUGAAGAGUGAAAGUGAUAACGCUGGAACAAAUGGUCCAUGGCAGAAGUCUCGGGGAAGGAAGCGAGUUAAUGACGUGAAAGGCCGGAGCGAGGCGCCGUCCCAGGGCGAACUACCACCAAAAAACGAGGCGGACAGGAAGGGUGGCUAGAUAAUUCCUGUGUCAUUGAGUCUUCCAUUUCUGGCGAUCUACAUCCAUCUCUUGGAUAUAGCCACCAACGAUGGGUUUGGGCAUUCACAUUAUAUACAGCCCAAUUCAUGUUCGG